UUUUGAAGCAUCUAUAUAAUGACGGUCACUACUACUGCGCUGGAAAUGGUGUAGGCAACUUGAAAGCUGUCCAUGAGACUAUUUUGUCUCGUUUUUCGUGAAGAAGAUGUCUAGGACACCGACAGACAACGAGAAACGAAACGAAAAUACCUCACCUGUCUUUUAUGAUUUUUCAGUCACCGAGGUUACAGACUUCAAAUUCACGCAAUUAUCUCAGCAUCUAGGCAGAGACCCAAACCCUCGCUGCUUGCCUCCUGAUGGAAACCCUCGACCGUUCGUUCGUCCUGAACCUUCCAGCCGUGCAGGCCGUCCUACAGCUGGAGUCCACUCUUCAAGAAUCUCGCGUACUGAACGCGGUGGCUAAAGUUCUUAAGAGUCUGGCCCAACCCACCCACCACGACUCCAGACCACCAGCUCCACCAGCAGCAGCAGCAGCCGAAUGCUUCAUCACUUCUGGUGUCAACGCUUGGGCAGCUCAGAAUCUUCGUGCUAAGGCGAUCCUGGAGGAGCUGGAGGUUUUAGGAGAGGAAGACAGCGAAACUGUAGGCUUUGCUUUUGUCGAUGCUGGAACAAAAAGGGAUUCAGGAGACACUUUCUCUGAUCCUGGAUCAACCUCUGCGGCAAGAAAAGAUCCCCAGGCUGAUGUGGUGUCAGAGGACAGCGCAAGCACCGUGUCAUCGUCCUCAUCGUCGACUGUUGCAAGUAAAUGCGGUAACGCAGACAUUUGCGUCGACGGCGAGGAGAUAAGUGAGACGGAGUUAAGACCGGGCACGAACCCGGUGGGCCAGAACACCAAGAAUAGGGAUUUCACUGACCACGGCGACCGCAAGGCGGAGGCACUGUUGCUGAGGAAGAGAAUGGAUGCGGCCGCGACGCGAAAACGACGCGGCUGGAAGCGCGGCAAAUAUGCGCGUGUGCAAGGAGCGGCCAGUGGAGUUGACCCUGCUGCCCUGCGGUCACUUCCUGCUGUGCGCGACUUGCGGGUCAACGAUGUCCACGUGUCCAGCUUGCGCCACCACCAUUCUUGCUGA
Messenger RNA from Pomacea canaliculata, 1031 nucleotides. RefSeq lists its product as uncharacterized. The transcript has 2 exons. NCBI's taxonomy places the organism in Eukaryota, Metazoa, Mollusca, Gastropoda, Architaenioglossa, Ampullariidae. Bases 258 to 1031 code for a protein of 257 amino acids. The record is from RefSeq and is a predicted model, not a curated record.